Molecule: messenger RNA, 951 nt
Organism: Olea europaea var. sylvestris
Lineage: Eukaryota; Viridiplantae; Streptophyta; Magnoliopsida; Lamiales; Oleaceae
Product: receptor kinase-like protein Xa21
Exons: 2
Coding region: 328-951 (207 amino acids)
Biological process (GO): protein phosphorylation
Molecular function (GO): protein kinase activity; ATP binding
Source: RefSeq, a predicted model, not a curated record
AAAUUCAAUAAACAUGCACCCGAGAAUGAAAUUUCAUUAUAGAUUGAAUGGAGAAGGAUUUCUUAUCGAGAACUUUGGGAUGCAACAAAUGGCUUUAGUGAAAGCAAAAUACUUGAAAGUGGAAGUUUUGGUACAGUAUAUGGAGGGACACUUUCUGAUGGAUUAAAUGUUGCAGUAAAAGUUUUCAAUUUGGAGUCAGAAGAAGAAAGAGCAACUAAGAGCUUCGGUACAGAAAGUCAGGUGCUAAGCAUCAUUCGCCAUAGGAAUUUAGUGUGAAUCAUUGGAUGUUGCAGCAAUACAGAGUUCAAAGCCCUAAUACUGGAGUACAUGCCUAAUGGGAGCCUUGAGAAAUGUUUAUAUUCCCACAACGAUUUCUUGGACAUUCUGAAAAGAUUAAAUACAGCCAUUGAUGUUGCAUUAGCUUUAGAAUAUCUGCAUCACAGUCAUACUUCCACCAUUGUUCACUGUGAUUUAAAGCCUAGCAAUAUCCUUCUUGAUGAAGAUAUGGUUGCCCGUGUUGGCGAUUUUGGUAUAGCCAAACUCUUCGGUGAAGGGAAGCUAAUUUCUCAAACAAAGACCUUAGCAACAAUUGGAUAUAUGUCACCAGAAGAUGGAGUUGAAGGAAUAGUAUCCACUAGUGGCGAUGUCUACAGUUAUGGAGUGAUACUGCUAGAGAUGUAUACAAGAAAGAAGCCGACAGAUGAUAUGUUUGACGAACAAAUGAGCUUGAAAAGUUGGGUUAGUCACUCAUUGGACGAGCAUAGAAUAAUUGAAGUAGUGGACACCAAUUUGCUUAGAAGAGAAGAAAAUUUCUCCAGAAAGGAGCAACGAGUAUCUACCAUUUUGUCUCUGGCGAUAGAAUGUUUGAUUGAUUCUCCAACGGAAAGAAUCAAUAUGAGGGAAGUUGUGUCUAGACUGCAAAAGAUUAAAGCUAUGAUUCCAUCAAGAUAG